Vitis vinifera (wine grape) is the source of this 612-nucleotide messenger RNA. Its product is annotated as auxin-responsive protein SAUR23. Gene Ontology annotation, biological process: response to auxin. Bases 144 to 455 code for a protein of 103 amino acids. The record is from RefSeq and is a predicted model, not a curated record. The transcript has a single exon. NCBI's taxonomy places the organism in Eukaryota, Viridiplantae, Streptophyta, Magnoliopsida, Vitales, Vitaceae.
UCUAUAAAUACAAAGACUGCCAGAUCACCUCAACUCAAAAGUUUUCCCCACUUCCAGUUGAAGUAUUCCAAGCUUCAACCCUUGACAUCAAGCUCAUUAGAUCCAUUCAAGAUCAUUGUCCUAGGUUCAUUUCAGAGAAGGCCAUGGGUUUCCGUUUGCCCUCAAUUAUUCAAGCUAAGAAGAUCCUCAAACUGCAAUCUCUUCUUACCAGAAGUCAGCUAUCUAUAUCAGCAACAACAGCAGAGGUGCCAAAAGGCCACUUUGCAGUUUAUGUUGGAGAAGCUCAAAAGAAGCGAUUUGUGCUUCCAAUAUCUUACCUGAACAAUCCUUCAUUCCAGAAAUUGUUGAGUUGUGCUGAGGAAGAAUUCGGCUUCAAUCAUCCAAUGGGUGGUGUCACAAUCCCAUGCAAGGAAGAUGCUUUCAUUCAUCUCACUUCUCAGCUACAUUCAAUAUGAGUGAUGGAAGAGUUGAGAGUUAGGGAAAUAGCCAGCCCUUCAGCUCCACCUUCGCCAAUUUUGACUCAUGUAAAUCAUUUCAUUGAUGUGCAUAAAUUGAAAGAGGGAUAAUAAAUUUAUUAUCUAUUGAGAGAUCAAUAUACUUUAUUUUCUCCCA